Molecule: messenger RNA, 692 nt
Organism: Tripterygium wilfordii
Lineage: Eukaryota; Viridiplantae; Streptophyta; Magnoliopsida; Celastrales; Celastraceae
Product: organ-specific protein P4-like
Exons: 2
Coding region: 124-405 (93 amino acids)
Source: RefSeq, a predicted model, not a curated record
UUCUUUUUUAAUUUGUUCUGUAGAAAUUAAUUUUUCAAAAUCUCUAGAGACUCCACUAUCAUUUUGUCUAUUUAAGAGCGAACUGGAGACAAAGAUUUCCAAAACAAAGACGAAUAAGAAACCAUGAGAUCUUUCAUUGCUCUUUUAUCGCUCUUCUUGGUUUUGAGCACUGCCAAUGCUGCAAGAACUUCUCCUGGAGACUACUGGAAGAGCGUAAUGAAGGACCAACCUAUGCCCAACGCAAUUGAAGCCCGCGUUGUUUCCUCAAAACCAAAUGAUCACAAAGCUGCUUUGGAUCUUUCCGGUAAAGAUUUCGAUUUCGAUACUGAGAUAAAACCCAAUCAACUCUUAGUUUGGAGAUCGCAUCACCGUCCUAGUCUGACUCCCGGUAAAAAGAACAAAUGAUGUCUACUUUCCAUUAUCAUCAGCAAAUGCAGCCAACGUUACUUAGCGAGACAAGACAGUCUAUCAGCAAAGUUGAUGUUUGUGCCGUACGUACGUGUUUCAAGAAUAUUAUGUAUGUAAUAUAUAUAUAUAUAUAUAUAUAUGUAAUGUCACUACUGUGUUGAAAUAAAUUUGUUUCGCUUGGCUGCUUGCUGCUUGCUGCGCCCGUCUAAGUUGUGUGCAUCUUUGUUUCACAAUAUAUAUAUAAAUAUGUAAUGUUGAUGUAUUCAAAUAAAGUGCCAAGGCCA